AACCAGGAAACGUAUCGAAGCUUAUUAUAUUAACAAUAAUACCAUUUAUAAAUUCCAAUCUUUGCAACUAAUUAGCUCAGAUUCCAUUGACAGAUUGUGUUUUAAAGCAAGCGAAUACAAUCACCAACCUACGCUUUCGUUUAUUCUUUUCCUUCUCCAUCAAUCGUUCCUUCUUCAUCAUCCAAUUUUAAGGGUUAGCCCAUUGAAGAUUUCUGAUGGGAGACAAAAGAUUAAACUUCAAUCGGCCACUUCUUUCUGUGAGACGAACGGUUGCUAAUUCACAAAAAGGUUCUACAAGAAAGAAUGAAACUUCCACCCCUGCUCUGCUUCCAAGUCCAUCUUACAGAUCUGACUUGCAUUCGGGCCCAUUGAGAAACCCCGGGACCGUUCCUUUUGUGUGGGAACAAAUUCCAGGAAGACCCAAGGAUGAAGGAAAAACACAAAAACCUCCGCUUGUUCCAAGUCCCCCUCCGGGUCGGAUUUUGAAAGAAAGAUCACAAGAUAUGAAGAAGCGUUCAGGGAAUGACAUAAAUGAGAAGCCACAACUUACUUAUGGUCCAAACUUUUUACAGUUGAAUGAUGAUGAUACUGAAGAUGAUAGUGAAUUUGAAUAUGAUGAGCCUGGGCAUAUGUCACUUCAAUUUUGUGGAUUGCUUCCACAUUUUUGUUUAAAGACUUCUAUUGGUAUGUUAAAUCAGACACCUGUGAGAACCCGAUUGCCAGUAUCUUCUGCUAAUAGAACUCGUGUUGGCGCCUCAUCUCAGGAUGCUAGAGUGGCUGCAUAUGAACCCAAAUCAUCCGUCAAAAACCAAAAAGACCCUACCAUAUUAAAUCACGAGUCAACUGAAAAUACCAAGCAGAAAAAUUCCCAAAAGCUAGAACAGGGUGACAAGAUUUCAUAUAAUCACAAUGCAUCGUCUCCUCCACCUUUUGUUUCUGAAGAAAAUGAAGUAAAUAUACAGAAGAAAGGGCUAGUCAGCUUCAAGGAAUUAUUAGCUCAAGAAUUACAAGCUCAUGAGAAUGAAAAAGAAACAAACUUUGAGAAUCCUACAAUUGAGAAGACACUUUAUGUUGACACAGUACACAAGGUGGAAUCUUCAAAAUCAGAGUUCAAGGAGACCGAUGGUGAUAUUUUUGGAAUUUCACUUAAUCCCACUGAGCCGUUCAUGUUCGAUUUGGUUUUUGAUAAUACAAAACAUGAUAAAGAAAUGAUACAAACAGGUGCCUGCAACGAUCCUAAAGUUGAUAAAAAAGUCAAAGCUUCUCAAAAGUCCGGGUUAGAGAUGCCUGCUCCUCCGCCGUUACCAAAAUCUCCUUCAGAUUCUUGGCUGUGGCGUACACUACCUUCUGUGAACUCAAAAACUGCACCUUUAUGGUCAAAUCAUAAACAAUCUUCCAAGACAACAACGAAACAGGGUAAAAAUGUCCAGUCGCGGUAUCCCCAGGGACUUUUGCUUCCUAUAUCCGAAACUUAGCCUUGGUGCACUUCUAUGCUAGUUGAACAAAUCAAGUGGGUUAGCCUUUAAAGGUUCUAUGAAUGUGGGUGCUUAUUAUUGUUAUUGGUGUCCACACAAGUUUUUAUUUAUUUUGUAAUUAUAAACGAAGAAUAAAGAAAAAGUUGAUUGUAUAUGAUAUGAGAAAAAAGAAAUUAAAUGAUAAAAAAGGUUCAAGUACAAUGGGUACCUUUUUAAUUCUAGCGAAAGUGAUCUUUUAUGGGAUUGUUAUGAUUAGUUGUUGGAGCAUAUGGAAGACCAGGAAUGAAGUUAAAUUUUCCAAUUGUCAAGCUCGGAUAGAAGAUAUUUGUAGCGAAAUUAAGUCGGUAGGAUUUUGUGGAUUAGUAGUAGAUUGAAAUCUAGGUCCAUUGAGUGGUAUAAAUUUGUUAUUAUUUAGCUU
Molecule: messenger RNA, 1893 nt
Organism: Helianthus annuus (common sunflower)
Lineage: Eukaryota; Viridiplantae; Streptophyta; Magnoliopsida; Asterales; Asteraceae
Exons: 4
Coding region: 216-1475 (419 amino acids)
Source: RefSeq, a predicted model, not a curated record